Messenger RNA from Alligator mississippiensis (American alligator), 3257 nucleotides. It is a transcript of the gene CIMIP4, whose product is annotated as ciliary microtubule inner protein 4. The record is from RefSeq and is a predicted model, not a curated record. The transcript has 5 exons. Lineage: Eukaryota; Metazoa; Chordata; Crocodylia; Alligatoridae. Bases 2075 to 3175 code for a protein of 366 amino acids.
CUCUAAGAGAGAGGUUUCACAUCUCAGCCUCUUUCCUAGGAACUGAACCAACCCAUCAGACAGAAGGGCUCAGACAAAUACACAAACAAAGACAGUCUGACCUAAACAAAGACAUCAUUUCAUGUUUCCUGCCAUAGUAAUCUCACCAUCUUUUGGAUGCUUGGCUAGGCCUCAUGUGGGGGACAUGGGGGGCUCUACUUGGCCACAUCUGGCAGCUGAUACUGAACCACAUCUGGCAGGAGACACCAGGCCACAUCUCACAUAUAUAUAGCUCAUCUAUUAUAAUAAUAAUAAUAACAAUAAUAAUAGUGCUUUUCCAGGCAAGAGACCUUGUGAGAAUGACCCAGCUACAGCUGCCUAAGGAAGUUAGUCCUUUGCUCCAGAGUGACAGCUCUCAGGUUCCUCUGUGGUCAUUUGAUACCAGAAGACAGGGAAGUGUGAACAAGGUGAAAAUGUCUGGGGAUGGUAAAGCAGGCUAAGGAUUUAUUUGGGGAUCUUCAGAAAAAGGAAGAAAAAUGUGUUUUCAUUAUUUCUAACUCCUGAAUUGAAAUGCAUUUCAUACUACGUGUAUGUACCGUGCUUACUGCAGAAUGGGUUAAAAAAUAAGAAUAACUGGAUGAAACUCUAUAGCCUGUGUUAUACAGAAGGUCAGAAAUGAUCUAAUGGCUACUUCUGGUCUUUAAUUAAUCUAGGAAUAAAGCCUGGAUUUCAGUUAGAGCCACCUGCUGCUGCUGUAAGAUAAAUAAUAGAUAGUAGUAAUGUAUAAUUAUCUCAAAUCUGCCUGUGAAUUUUAACAUCCUUUAAAUCAUGAAAAACUGGGAAAUCUGAGUUAAUUGUUAAUGGUUAUACUUUGUGGAAUAAGGAGACAGAGUAGGCAGUAUCCCAGCCCCUGGUACACAGAACUUACGAGUUACAGCUGAUAAAGUCUUCAGUUGUUGAAUUGAAGGCUUGCAGGUUCAGAGAUCAAAUCUUUCUUUUGCCUCUAGGAAGAAUAUCAAUAAUGGUAAUUUUACUGUAGGUAGAAGGCAAGAGCCAGUGUGAGAAGUAAGGGUAGGAGAUCCAAUUAGUAAGGCUGAUUCAUGUAGGCUGAUUAUAAUUUUAAUAAAAAUGUAAGCGUUUGAGUGCUCUGAAUGGGAACCAAAGAAAAGAACCUAAUUUCAUCACAUGGAACAGUGACAUGCCUUCAGUUGGGACCCAACCCUGUGCCCAUGGAGUCAGCUGGAGCCUGGUUGUGGUCUUUACCUGGGCUAUGACUUGGGAGUCCUUGCUUUCAGGUUUUAUCAUCUCACAUGCAAGUCUUAAGGUCUAACAAAGGUCAAGGAAAAAAGUUAGCAGCGCGGGUGAGGUUUGCACACGAGAGCUACCCAACAAACUUCCUCCACGCAAAACGCAGUCAACCAGUGGAGUCUAAUACCAGUGUUAAAUACCAGUGGUUUUUUUCCCCCCAAAAGGGCUAGGUUAUUUUUUUUUAAUAUUAUCAUUUGCACUUAUGCCACAAUGGGUGAGGGUAACUAAUGCAAAGCAUAAAGCUAUCACUGUGGGAAGCAAGAAUCCCAGCUGCAUAGGUACUGUGUUUUGUGGCUGAUGCUUUCUUCUGCUGUUCUACUCUUUCACCUUCAUACUCUUCUUGUUACACUUUAAAUCCUUCGAGAAGAGGCUGUUUUUCACUAUGUUUAUACGGUUCCUAGCGCAAUGGGGUCCUGAUUUGGUUGAAACCUCUAUGUUGUGCCAUAAGACAUGUAACAAAUAAUUUUUCUGUUAAUUUUUUAUCUGCUUUUGUUAUCUCAGUCAACGGACACUAAUUGAGUCAGUCCUUAUCAAAUGGAGUUCCACAGUAACUGCUUACAGUAUUGCAGUAUUGCUGUGGCUGUCUUGUUGUUUUGUUUUACACUAUUCUCCCAUAAUUGUCCACUUUUUCUGAUAAGAAAUGAUUGUUGACUUCAUGUAUGAAUUAGCUGAUUGAAUCUGGUACUACAAAGCCCAUAGUAAACAGGUGGUAAGCCUGUAUCUGUAUGAGACAUGAUUUACUUCUCACAGAUGGACAGAUCGUUCAGAUUCUAUUGUUCCCCACAUUAUGCUUAACACACUCCUUUGUUUCUCUCUUGAGGAGGUGCCUAUAGCCCUGGCCUCCCAUAUACCUGCUGCAGAGAAACAAGAGUCUAUACAGGCUGGCAGUCCAUCAGAGCCUGGAGAUGCCAACAAGGAGUAUAUUGUGGCAGGAGUACGGCCCACUAACAAGAGAACAUCCUUGAGGAAUUCCAGCAGAACCUCAUGGAAGAUCUCCAAGGGCCCAGUAGCUCCAGGAACACCUUCAAUCUCUGCUCCAGUUAAACCCAUGGCAUCCCCCUCUGUGCAGCAUCUCUGGACUAGAAGCUACAGCAAACAGAGCCUCCGGCCUAAAAGUCUCUCUGCACAGACUGAUGAUGCUGGAGAGGAAAGAGAAGAGACCAGAGAUGUCUCAGGCACCAAGGAACCUGCAGCGGGGCAACAUCAAAGAGGGAGGACUGGGGCCCUCCAACAGCUGGCACAGUCUAGCCAGAGGGAAGCAGAAGAUGCUCAAACCAACUCAGAUGUAGCAAGGCAGCAUCGGACGCUGGGGCCCAGGAUACCUGGAUCUCCCCGAAAGACCAUCAAGAGCCGCUACAAAGAGACAAAGGAAGUCCAGAAUGGUUUAAGUGCCAAGGAAUCCUUAGCAUCAAUAGGUCAAGAUGUGAAAGCUGAAGGAAAGCCCCUUCCAGAGAGGAAGAGCAGCCUGAUUCCCCCCAUUAGCAAACACAACUGCGGGAGCACUGUAGUGGACCACCUCAUUGCUGCAGAACAGGAACGCCGUGCUCUCUGCGAGGCUGGAUUGAUUGAAGGGCAGAAGCGGCUCAGCGACCGAACACUCAAACUGCUCGAAAACCCCCUGACCUCCACAGGUUUUGCUGAUUAUAAUGAGCUGGGCUACAACCUGAGGUCCAACAUCUUCCAAGGUGGCCCACUGGAAAGCAAGAGCCUGAUGAAGGAUUCCUAUACCCCAGAUGUGAUUCAGAGGGCAGUCAGGGACCCCAAGCACUGGCAUGGAAGGAAAACUGAUGAACUAGGGAGGUGGCAUCAGAAAAAUGCCCUAAACAUCAACCUGCAAAAAGCUUUGGAGCAGAAAUAUGGGGAGAAGAACAAAGGUUCCAAGUCCUAGACGGUGAAGGAAAGAAUAUGAGUGCUUGCAGAGAGGGGCUUGCUCUUCCUACCCCUACAAUAAACCUCCAUCCAGCCUCUAA